UCGAACACGCGACCGGUUGUACAAUUACAAUUGAAACUUGCCUGAUUCAGCGAGCGUUGUCAAUUCGCUUCCGGUUUUGAUUUGUUCGUUGUAAAGAAGUUCGAAAGGUACGAGGAUUAUCGCAAAGAUCAUGGCCGCGUUUAACCUUCUGGACAUCCUUGGCAUCUCGUUGCUGUUGCACUUGUGUUUCAGCUUAUUGCUGCUGGUCAUUUUGGUGCCGCUUCUGUCGCUCGUUUAUCCGGUAUUAACAUGGUCAAGAAAGGGUUGGAUACGUUUCGUAAAAUGGAAAUAUCCAAACGUGGUCGUAGUGGAGGAAAACAGCAUUCGAACAAUUCUGGAUCAAUUUCGAAAUCACGGGAUUUAUACUUUGCUGAUUCAAGGCCGUUCGAUUGCGGAAAGCAUUCGUGGCCAUUUAAUACAUUUAACUUCGUCCAAGAGGUUCCUUCGUGCAGGCUUAUCUACAAGAUGGGGUCUUUAUGUAUGGAAAGAUCUUGAUUAUUUCUCCGUGGACAAUCAUUUGUUAAAUUCACCAUGUUCCUUUAGAGGCCGACCCAUCACAGAGUCUAACAUUCAGGAGUAUGUGAGCGAUCUCACGUCGAAAUUCUUCCCAUCGGAGCAACCACCAUGGCAGGUACACGUGAUAAACUGUUUCCUUCGCGGGGAGGAGUAUCAAAUCUGUCUAGUGAGGGUUCAUCAUCUACUUCUUCGACAAGAACACUUAGCGUUGGCCGAUUUCCUUCCAUUGAGAUACUCUACCGAUGAUUGGGCAUGUCAGGAAGUGGAUUCUCCUUUCACGAAUCUUUACUCCGAACCAUCAGCACUUCCAAAACUUUAUCAAAAGCUUACAGAGAGCUUCAGCAAUUACUGGAACGAAUUUUUGUACAAUAACGACCCGAAUGAAAGACCAGAGAUUCUAAAGAAGCAGCUCGGUAUCGUUCAAUGCUCGAAAAUCGGUGUGAUCGUUUUAGUUUCUUCGGUAAAGGAAAUGACAAGGCAGUACAGAAAAGGAGAGGGACCCAGAGUUCUCGAUGUCUUCUCCAUCUUCCAACGAGAAGUCAGCAAACGAAAUAUCGGACACACCGUGUUUCUACGUGCUUUAUUAAAAUCUUUAAACCCUCUGGAAUUCCUUUGUGCCUCCAUUCUAUGGUGUUGGUAUCUCGCAAUCACGUUGACUCUGAAAACACCAAUAUUACUCGUUCGAGAAUUACGAGCCCUGAAAUCACGUCAUAAACAUUAUUAUCCGGAUACUUUAAUUUCCAUGCUAUGGUGUUACGUUCCUUUGAUAUAUCAAGCCACUAUAGAAGCGCUGUCCAUCACGUGGAUCGCGAUAAAGGCGCCAAAAACAAUCUUCGAGGAAUUAUUCUUGAAGCAUCCACAGUCGAACCGUCUUCAAACUACAUCUCCUUGCGGACGAAAGGUGGUUGCUUGGUCGGAGGAGGUUGAGCUCGAUAUUCUUCGAAAAAUUUCCAGUAUGACAGGCGCGACAGAGGCUGAAGUUUUGUUGGCUGCUACCGUAGAUGCUCUUAAAGAGUACUUCCGGCACUCUGGCGUUAGAAUACCGGAUGACGUGCUCGCUACUGGCAAGUUCGUUAGACAGAGAGCGAUAUUUGUGCAGAAUCAUGAAGGAAGAGGUAUCUUGUGUCUUGCACUUCCUACGAAGACUCCGUUAUUUGAAGAUGAUCUGGUUGAAAUUUUGCAGGUUAUCCAGAAGAACGUGCGAGAGGCAAGAUCGAAACAAAGUGCGAUGUACGCCAUUACUGCGGCCGAAGAGUCCUGCGGAUUGAUAUCCUCGUGUUUGCCAUCGUUGUUACUUAAAGUGAUGCUAAAUCAGCUAACGAGAAGGUAUUCCUUGUCGUUGACACACGUCGAAGGAGAUCUGCCAGUUGAGGGAGUCGAUGCUGUUAUGUAUUGGAGACCACCUCAAGGCAACUGCAAUAUGUCGAUAACUCUACACAGGUACGGAAGCGGUGUACGAAUGGGCGUAAUGGGUGAUGCGUUAAUUGGCCCAGAGCACGCCAUCAUUACGAAGACCUUCCCGAAAAGCGUAGAAAACCUCGCAAACGUGGUCGGAGUUCCUACGAUUCUCAGCAGAAAUUCAACACCCAGUCCAAUUAAUCCGAACACUUCACCGGGACAUUAAAAACGUCACGUGUCUAUCUUCUGAGAAGAUAAUUUCCUGUUCGUUCCUAAGAGAUUGAGCGAAAUUUCGAAUUUGAAAAUAGAAUGAACCAUUGGAUCUUUAGGGAAGAUUUGUAUAUUAAAAUUUGUUAUUUAAUCGCGCUGAUGAAUAUUUAUAACUAUUUUCGA
Molecule: messenger RNA, 2307 nt
Organism: Eufriesea mexicana
Lineage: Eukaryota; Metazoa; Arthropoda; Insecta; Hymenoptera; Apidae
Exons: 8
Coding region: 131-2140 (669 amino acids)
Biological process (GO): triglyceride biosynthetic process
Cellular component (GO): plasma membrane
Source: RefSeq, a predicted model, not a curated record